AGAACCAUGUGAAACCCUGUUCUAGUCUGUCCCACACUUGAAGACCACAAGCUUCAAUGAUUUUUGAGAGAAGCUUCAACUCAUUCGUUGAUCUUUCUAUAUAUACACAUCACCUAGCCCAUUCUUACAAUCAUCAACCAACAAACAAGCAAUCCAAUAAAUUGUAUCUUGUCAUACACCUCUUCAAAAGAAUUCAAACUCUCAGUCAAAAUCAUAGAAAUGGCUUUCGUGAGAAGUCUAUUGGGUGCAAAGAAGAUUCUUGGUCGCUCCGCAGCAAGCAAAAGUGCAACCUCGGCGGCACCAAAAGGGUUUCUUGCUGUGUACGUAGGAGAGAGUCAGAAGAAGAGAUAUGUGGUGCCAGUCUCAUACUUGAGCCAGCCUUCAUUUCAAGCUCUUCUCAGCAAAUCUGAAGAAGAGUUUGGGUUCAAUCAUCCAAUGGGUGGCUUAACGAUCCCUUGUCCUGAAGAUACAUUCAUCGAUGUGACAUCUGGGCUCCAAUAAUGAUUAUCCAACAUAUUGUUCUUCCAGUUAGAGAUAUACUUGUUCCUUGUAAAUAGAGAUUUUUUAUUUCUCUUUCUUCUUGAAAGAGUUGUUCUAAAAGUUUUGAAUGUAAAUACCAUUUUUUCAGUUA
This is a messenger RNA of Brassica rapa (field mustard), 631 nucleotides long. RefSeq names its product auxin-responsive protein SAUR21. The record is from RefSeq and is a predicted model, not a curated record. NCBI's taxonomy places the organism in Eukaryota, Viridiplantae, Streptophyta, Magnoliopsida, Brassicales, Brassicaceae. Gene Ontology annotation, biological process: response to auxin.